AUGAGUCAAAGAAACUAUGGAAGAAUUGUAAAGGAUGUGUUUAACAGCGCUAGAAGUGGAAGGAAGGGUUUGAUAGACAAAGAUGACAUUAACUGCAGAAACAUGUAUGGAGUUUCCGCGCUGAUGAUGUCUGUUAUGCAAAACAACAUUUUGGCUCUAGAAACUUUAAUAUCUGCAGGCGCUGAUGUUAAUUUGACGCGUAACAAUUCAAGGUAUAUCACAGCUCUUACGAUAGCUGUGGAAAAAAACAGAGUUGAAUGUGUUAAAGAACUGGUCAGGGCAGGAGCUUUCUUUACGUGUGAGCGAGGGUUGGAGGCUUUAAAGAUGGCGAGGGAUCAAAACUUUUUAGAUUCUGUUGUGGAAGGGGACAAAGUACUUAACUCAACGUCUCACGAACAGGACGAAUUACUAAGUCCAACGUCUCACAAAAACAGAAACGCAUUUAUAAUAGCAUAUGAAAAUGAGUGCUUUGAUUUGCUUGUAGAUUUAAUAAACAGUGGCAUUUCAACAAACAUUGCAAAGUUAAAGUUUGAAGAUUUCGCUAGAGAGGAAGUUUUUAAUGUACUGACUAACUCACCUAAAAUUGAUAUUAAUGGACACUAUUGGGAGGGACAAACUAUGUUAAUGAAAGCUGUUCAAACAAACGCAAUAAAUAUUGUAAAAGCUCUUAUAGAAAAAGGAGCUAAUAUCAAUCAUGCAGACCUGAAAGGAAAUACAGCUCUUCAUUUUGCCUAUGGGGGAAAAUCUGAAAUUAUUUCUCUACUUCUGGCAUCGGGAGCUAAAGUUGAUGUCAAAAACUCAGAAAAUGAAACACCUCUUCAUGUUGCAGCUAAUACAUCAGACACAGAAAUGAUGAGUAUUCUUAUUGAUGCAAAAGCAAACAUUAAUUGUUUAGAUAACGAUAAAAAAACACCACUGGCUAUCUGUGUUGAAAACUAUUUAUACAAUGGUAAUAAAAAUAUAGUUGGCCUACUGAUUCAAGCUGGGGCUGAUGUUAACAUAGCGGAGGCACAAUGUUAUUAUCAUGGCACACCAAGUCUCGAUAAGACUAUUUUACAAGAAGUGAAAAUCUUUGAUCAGGAUUCACGUGUUAGAAUGGUCACACCAUUACACAUAGCAGCACGACUUACAGGAAAUAUUCUAAGAGAAUUACACAUAAGAGCACGAAAAUGUGGGUUUGUCAUCACCCCUUCAUGCAUGCCAGCAGAAUUAUCUCUUCAAAACAAAUCACUAAAAUCAUUUGAAAUUGUCAAUAUACUUCUUGAUGCAGUGGCGGAUGUUAAGGCAAAAGAUGGGAAUGGUAGGACGCCUUUGCACAUUGCAACGAUAUAUGGGAAUUUCGAAGUGGCGAAAUUAUUCUGUCAGGUCGGUGCUGAUAUAAACGCUGUGGAUAAGUAUGGAAGUACCCCUCUUUUUCUUUCGUUACUUUACAAGCAUAAAGAGCUAUCCAAAUAUUUGAUGGAGUCCGGGGCGGAUGUAAACUUGAUGAGUGAAUCUCAAUGUUCGCCUCUACACGUUGCUGUGUUAAACAAUGACACAGAGCUUGUUGAAUUGUUGAUUAAACAUGGAGCUUUAUUCGAUAAUUGUGGAAAAUCUGAGUUAUUAUUGUCUCUCAAACAAAAAAACUCAGACGUAUCCAUUUUCUUACUUGAAAAUGGCGCUAAUGUCAACGUCAAAGAUGAUACUCAGACGCCUGCAUUAAUAAUAGGUUUAAAGCUUAUGAAUUUGGACAAAAAGGAAGUUUCACCGUAUAGCUAUCCUAGAUUGAUUGAGCCAUCUUUAUUUUUAUAUGGACGUAAACGUACGUAUUGUUUAGAUACUGAUGAGGACUCAACGCCCACAAAAGUUUUUGUCACUGAUAAAGAAAGUAUAAAAAUAAAACCUCUAAUCGUGUCUAUGCUUCAGCACGGUGCUAAUGUUUCUUUAGCUGACCAGGAAGGCAACGCUUGUCUACAUGUAGCGGUUGAACUUCGUAACCAAGAUAUUUUAGAGUUGUUGAUUCGUUACAAUGCAGAUGUAAACCAACAGAAUAUAAAGGGCGAGACGCCCCUAAUCAAAGCUUGUAAGAAUGGCUAUCUUGACGCUGCCCAGUUGUUACUUAACGCAGGACCGAAUGUGUUUUUGGUUGAUGAAUUAGGAAAUACAGCUUUGCACUAUAUAGCAAAAAAUAGACAUGAGUUACUCCCCUUAACUGAAGCCAUUUUAUCCAGCAAUCGAGGACCAUGUAACCAGCUCAAAAAAGAUAAUACUGAGAAUUAUUACGAUGAUACCAUUAAAAUUGAUUCAAAGGAAUGUGCUAAAUCAAUUGAAACCGAUGCUUUCACAGACAGUUUUAUUAACAUGAAAAAUAACGAAGGAGAAAGUGCCCUUCAUAUUGCUUGCGAAUUAGGGCAUACUGAAAUAGCCAAACUAUUAAUUUUAAACAACUGCGACAUAGACUGUACCAAUACCUCAGGAAUAACGCCUCUAAUGAUUGCCACACAACAUGUAUCUACAUAUAUUGCUCAGAUUUUAAUCGAGAAGAAAGCAAACAUAAACAUUCGAAACACAGAAGGCGAAACGGCGCUACAUUUUGCAGUGAAGAAUAAUAAUUUCCACAUUGUGUGUACAUUACUUGAGCAAGAAGCUAACAUAAAUGAACCAAACAAUGCAGGACAAACUCCACUUUUCUUUGCAUACAAUUGUAAGAUCACAGAAUAUCUUAUUGAAAAGGGAGCUGAAAUAAACCUUCAAGACAAAAGUGGAGAAACCGCUUUGCACUUAAUGGCCAAAAGUAAGGAAUACGCCGUGUAUAUAUUAUUAGAACAUGGCGCCAAUCCAAAUAUUUCAACGCACGAAGGACAAACACCUUUAAUGUACGCUGCGAAUAAAGUCGACUUAGAUCUAAUGAAAGCUUUAGUAAAACACAGGGCUGACGUCAACAGUCUAGACUGUAAUGGAAGGAAUGCUUGCAUGCAUGCUGUUAUGGGUGUUAAAGGCAAAUCUAGCUCGUAUCUUGAGUACGGGGAAUAUUUUUCAGUAAAAGGCAGUCUCUUUAAAAUGAUUGAAGUACUUGCUUUAGCUGGCGCUAAAUUAAAUUUAUUAGACAACGAAAACCGGUCCCUUAUAGUAUACAUUAUUUUAAAUGUUGAAAAUUACAUUAAAAAGGCUUGUAUUGAAGAGUUUCUUAAAUAUUAUGUUGAUCCUGUCAUUCAUGAAAAUCACAGAUAUUUAUUAAACGAAUUUUAUCUGUGGGAGCGCUGGAAAAAUAAUUUGGAUUUAUGUAUGCAUAAUAUUCUAAAAGAUGGUUCAUCAUUGCUUUUUCAAUUAUUCCUAAUUAAUGGAAUUGCUUUAAGCCAUACGGCUAACAUUUUCACAUAUUCUUGUAAAUCAAAUAUUGCCUGUGCCACUAAGAACCUAAAGUAUAAUUUUGUUAGAUUCUUUUUGGCCACCGGUUAUAUUUUUAAAUCUGAUGUAAAGUGCCUUUGUCGUAAGCUUCGUUUUAAAGACGAAUCUCAUGAGUUAGCAUUUGCCAAAAGAGAACCCUGGCCACUGGUCAAACUUGCUUUUAUUGAAGUCUCCACCUUACUUGGGACUGGACCUAUGAGAGAAGAAAAACUAAAACAGACCAAACUCCCACCAAGAUUACAGCGAACGUUGAUGUUUCAAGAACCCAUAUCAAGAUUACCUGUAGAAGACUGGUCUAAAAUACCUCUUUGUUUUGACCCAGUACAGUACGAGACUUUACCCUGUCCUAGACCUUUACUCUACUACUGGCCUGUUGGUCGAAAACUGGUGAUAUGA
Messenger RNA from Physella acuta, 3783 nucleotides. Its product is annotated as ankyrin-1-like. Gene Ontology annotation, molecular function: protein binding. The record is from RefSeq and is a predicted model, not a curated record. Lineage: Eukaryota; Metazoa; Mollusca; Gastropoda; Physidae.